GGCUAAAACAUGCAGACACGCUUCGAGGCGUGCACACACAUGGCUACGUAAGCCCUGAGACGCGCCUGCGAACAGCGCGCAAGCUGUACGCCAUCGAUGCGGCUCAGCACAAUAGCACUACUGCUGCUGGCACAGGCUGCCACAGCCACACCGGUCGACGACGUCGACGCGAUGCUUCGCACCUACGUAAGGCAGCACUCGUCAACGUCGCUGGCAGACAUCAACACGUGCGACAGGCGUUUCGUGGCCGCGGACUUCUGGGGCAAGGGACUGGGCAACUCCGUGAACGUCGCCUUAAACGCGCUGGCGUUCGCCGUCGCAAGUAACCGCACGCUACUCAUCUCGGACGACGCGCGCUUCCGGGCGGGCUUCUGGAAGUAUCUUGGGGAUGUCGAACGGCGGUGGGCGCUGAAGAGCCAAAUACGAAGGUGCGGGCCGGAGGUCGUGCAGGAUUUCUUCCCCAUGAACCGGCGGUGCCUCGAGGAGAAGACGUGCGGUAGUGGUAUAAAGUGGAUGCUCUGCGACGGCCGCGCGCUGUCGCACAGCGACGCGCACAUCGUACACAUCCGGUCGGCGGUCACGUGGUUGGCGCCUUUGUUAGGUGAGAAUAGCGCCUUGGAUCCGUAUAUACGCCGGCGCCUUCGUAUACUCUUUCCAAAGGGCGUGAACACCUGGGGCAAGCUCUACGCUACUUUACUGGACCCGCAGCCCGAGGACGCGCCGACCGGUGCAUAAAUCAAAUUGUCGUGGCAUCGUGGCCCGCACGCCAUCGACGCGUGGUGGCAACACUGUUUGAUUUGCCCACAGGCGCCGACGCAUCCCCUCCAUGAUCUAGUAAGGGAGCACUCGGCGCAAGACUUCGACCUCGGCUUGCACGUGCGACACCGGCGGUCCCAGCCCCUGGACUUCGUGGACCGGCACGCGGCUAACUGUGCUGCUAAAGCUCUAUCGGGCGUCGCGGAUCCAGUAAUCUUCGUGGCCACGGACCGGCCGUCGCGGCUCCGCGGGCUCUUUACGAAAGUGGAGGAGGCGCUCGGGCGGCGCUGCUCAUUUAAAUUCCUGAACGCGUCGCAACUUUCGCCCGACGUGCGCCUCCGGCUCCAUAGUAUCGCGCGGACGGACGAGCGCGCGGUGCAGAUGGGCCGCGACUGGGGCGAGCACGCGCACGAGCGCUGGGCGGCGGCCGCGGACUUUCUGUUGGUGUCUCGUAGUAGGCGCGUCGUGGGGACGCUGAGCUCGUCCUAUUCCGAGCUCGCGGCGGCGGCGCGCGGCCCGUCGGAGGCGUGGCUCUUCGACCCGAUCUUCCAGCUGAAGGGGCGGAGGCGCGCGCGCUACAACUGGCCGCGGAGCGACGAGUACCUCGGUCAGGUUUCUUCCUGCUUCCGAUCCGACGCGACCUGGCCGCUGCCGCAAUAUGUGCGGCUGCGGCCGGGGCAUGCGCGGGCGUGGGUGCGCGGCGGCGGGGCUUGCGGAGUGUAGUUGUGCGGAGUAAUGUGUUCGUGAUAGA
Messenger RNA from Pelagomonas calceolata, 1507 nucleotides. Lineage: Eukaryota; Pelagophyceae; Pelagomonadales; Pelagomonadaceae. The record is from the annotation of a GenBank genome assembly.